Alternaria infectoria is the source of this 1467-nucleotide messenger RNA. RefSeq lists its product as uncharacterized. The transcript has 7 exons. Bases 1 to 1467 code for a protein of 488 amino acids. The record is from RefSeq and is a predicted model, not a curated record. Gene Ontology annotation, molecular function: DNA-binding transcription factor activity, RNA polymerase II-specific; zinc ion binding; sequence-specific DNA binding. Lineage: Eukaryota; Fungi; Ascomycota; Dothideomycetes; Pleosporales; Pleosporaceae. Gene Ontology annotation, biological process: positive regulation of transcription by RNA polymerase II.
AUGGCCGCCGCGACCUCGAAGCCCCCCACGCUCGAUCUAGAUGCUCUGAUUCAGAGUCUCCCCGCAUGCAAGCGAUGCCGAGAGUGUCGCCGCGGAUGCGAUACCUUAUUGCCCAAGUGCAGGCAAUGCACCAAAGCCGGCGUCGAAUGCAUGUUCUACGACCACGGGCGCAAUCAGCUGCUACCGCGAAGCUACAUCAGCGAGCUAGUAGAUCGUGUGCGCAAUUUGUCCAGUGGCCAUGGGUCGCCAGCAACAUCCGGCGGGCUCACGGACAAUGGCGCCUUUGCGACACACGUCAAAACAGAAUUCAUCGCUUCUGAAGUUCCUCGAUACGAACAUCACUUCGCCGAGGCGGGAAACAGUUAUCGAUACCUUGGCGCCGAAUCCUGUCUUCUCAAAUCCCCCAGACUACACACUGCGCACGAAAAUCGUGCCGUGCAGACUGACGAAGAGCUUGACGACUGGCACUACAGCAACAAAGAUUCGCCCGAGAAGCAGUAUGAGCUGGUGCAACUCUAUCUCGAAACUGUGCAACCUAUAUAUCCAAUCCUGGAUUCAUCGCUCCGUUAUCUCGGACCUGACGUACCUGGUGACCUAACGGACACCGAGAAGUUCUCGUUGCUCACGUACCACCAGGCCAAUUCCAUUAGAUACCGGGCUCUCGCCACUCAGUACUUUGCAGAUGCUAUGGAACACCUCGAGUUAGCAACGAUGGAGCCAAACAUCGACACCAUCCGGUCGGUUCUACUACUCGCUAUCAACAGCUCAUUUGACCCAAUAGCUGGCAACAUUGGCCAGCAAAUAGCUCUCGCAGGCCGUCUUGCAUUCGACCUUGAGUCAAAAAGAGCGUUACAAGAGCUUGAUCCCGACGAUGUCCAACUACUGCGAGCCAUGCACAUGACCAUAUUCUGCCUUGAGAACCAGAUUGCAUCUACACUGGAUAGACCUGCAUUGUUUCCGGAGCCGGAUGAAGAAAUGUGUUUUGACAAAGAGAAGCCCGCGGAAUACCUCUGCUCAUUAUAUCGCAUGCAAAAUCGCUUCCGCAAAGGCGACCACAUCGCCAAGGAGAACGUCAAGAAGCUGUUACCGCUCUUUGACGAGAGAGACGAGCUGCUCCCUGUCAUACGCAUUACCUUACACAUAACACACUUGUUGCUGAAUCCUUGUUGGGGGAGUGCAUGGCAUGUGCUAGAGGCUGUAGUGAGUUUCGGCGGCAUCCAUGUCUUCGUCACGCCACAUUGGGUAUACCGAGCAGGCACAGUGCUCAUACAGAACAUGCCGGCAAUCUUUGGCGGGAACCUUAUCCAGUUGUACUCCAACGCGCUCCUCGUUCUCGAGCUCUCUUCCUGGAGGUGGCCAAGCUCCGCUGCCCUCUCAGCCUCCCUAGUCGAUCUCAUGCAACACAUGAAAACGAAGUAUAGACCAGACUGGUCCGACAAACUUCAACAAGGCGACGUAAGAAUAUGA